Molecule: messenger RNA, 7599 nt
Organism: Dicentrarchus labrax (European seabass)
Lineage: Eukaryota; Metazoa; Chordata; Actinopteri; Moronidae
Product: aggrecan core protein-like
Exons: 20
Coding region: 389-4984 (1531 amino acids)
Biological process (GO): cell adhesion
Molecular function (GO): calcium ion binding; hyaluronic acid binding
Source: RefSeq, a predicted model, not a curated record
CUAACAAAAGGUAUACUCACAUCUACUCACAUCGUGAGUGUGAACAAAAUAUUUUACCCGCACACUGUGAUUAACUCAACCACCUGCAGAGCCGCAGAGAAACAUCUGAAGCUGCAGUCUGCUUUUAUUUUGAAAACAGUAAUGAGAGCACCUCACACUUCAGUGUGAGCAGCUUGACGUUGGUGUUUCCCUCUGAGGUUUGAAGCCUGACCUGGUCCCAGUCUCUUUCCUCUGCACUCAGCCGAGCAUCCUGAGCUCUCUGCUGCUGCUGCUGCUGCUGCUCACUGGGACUUUUAAACUCACAACCUGGAGCUGAGCUGACCCAGAAAUACACCACUGAAGAAGAGUUUGACUGCAGGAGUGCAGUUUUUUCUACAACAGGUAAAAUAUGAUACGGUGGAUUGUGUUGCUGUCUGUGUGUCUACAUGACGUCUCAGCGUUGUUUGAUUACAUUUAUGAAGAACACUCCUUUAUGGACCCGGAGGAUGUGCUGAGUGUGAGCGUUCCUCUAGAGGAGCCACAGCGCCCUCUACUGGGAGGAACGUUGCUUAUACCGUGUUACUUUAAGGACCACACAGUCCCAGACCCAGGAGCUCCCACCGUCGCUCCCCUUUCUCAUCGUAUAAAAUGGAGCCUCGUCACCAAAGAAAAGGUCACCACUAUCCUGGUGGCCUUGGAGGGCCAGGUGCGUAUCAGCGAGAGCUACCUGGACAGAGUUCACUUAGUGGGCUACCCCAGGACUCCUACAGAUGCCAGCAUCAAGAUAUCUGAGCUGCGGUCCAGUGACUCAGGGGUCUACCGCUGUGAGGUUCAGCACGGCAUCGAGGACAACCACGACAUCGUCCAUGUGCAGGUUCAAGGUCUGGUGUUCCACUACCGGGCCAUCAUGGGCCGCUACACUCUGACUUUUGAAAAGGCAAAGGCAGUAUGCACCCAGAACAGCGCUGUCAUAGCCUCAUCCGAACAGCUUCAAGCAGCCUUCGAUGAUGGAUUCCACCAGUGUGACGCUGGCUGGCUCUCUGACCAGACUGUCAGGUACCCAAUCCAUGAUCCUCGUGUGAACUGCUAUGGUGACAAAGAGGAACUGCCUGGGGUCAGGACAUACGGAGUGAGAGACCUCAAUGAGACUUACGAUGUCUACUGCUUCACUGAGAAGAUGACAGGCAGAGUUUUCUACACCGCUUCUGCAGAAAAGUUCACCUUCUCUGAAGCAGCAGCUGCUUGCUCUAAUCGGGGAGCUCAGUUGGCCACUACAGGUCAACUCUACCUGGCCUGGAAGGGUGGUAUGGAUGUCUGUAACGCAGGCUGGCUGGGAGACAGGAGCGUCCGCUACCCCAUCAACAUUCGUCGGCCACAGUGUGGAGGGGGUCUGCUGGGGGUGCGAACUGUUUACCUGCACACGAACCAGACGGGAUACCCACUUCCUGAGACCCGCUAUGACGCCUUUUGCUACACAGAGUCCCCUGAUGAGGAAGGCUCCGGCUUUACAGAAGAGGGAAGUGGUGUGCUGAGUGUUACCACAGUGACACAGAGCCCAGAGGUGUUCUUCAGGAGGACGACCACAGAGAGCGAGGCGGUUGGAGAGGUGGAGACUCAGCAGCCUACCGUUGUGGACUUCACAGAGAGCCCUACUGAGCUGCCUCUGCCUCAGCCGCCAAACAUCACUGAGAUCAUCACUGACCUGAUAGAGGCAGUUACCGCCCGUCCCGACACAGCCAGGGAGCCCGGCAAAGACUUUGUGAUGCCCCCAACUGGUGUGGUCUUCCAUUAUCGCUCAGGCUCCGGUCGCUAUGCCUUCACGUUUGUUGAGGCCCAGCUAGCCUGCCAGAAUGUCGGGGCCUCCAUCGCCACGCCACAGCAGUUGCAGGCAGCAUUUGAGGCUGGAUAUCACCAGUGUGAUGCAGGAUGGUUACUGGAUCAGACUGUAAGGUAUCCCAUCGUUUUCCCUCGAGAUAAAUGUGCUGGAGAUCUGGAGGACCAACCUGGAGUUCGGUCCUAUGGUUUGAUGCCAGCAGAGGAGAAAUAUGAUGUGUACUGCUACAUUGAUGGGCUCAAAGGUGAGGUUUUCCAUGUGGGCUCCGCUGAGGGUUUCACCUAUGAUGAGGCUGCGUCUAGCUGUCAAGAGCAGAGCGCUGUACUGGCCUCGACCGGAGAGCUCUACGCAGCCUGGAAAAUGGGCUUUGACAAGUGCCGUGCUGGCUGGCUAGUGGAUCGUAGCGUCCGCUAUCCCAUCAACAACCCCCGCACUGAGUGUGGAGCUGGGAAAGCAGGAGUACACACUCUGUACGCUCACCCCAACCAGACAAGCUUCCCUGAAGUUGACGCCAGAUUCGAUGCAUACUGUUUCAGAGCGGACCUUCUACUUAUUGCAAAUGAAACUGGACUGAACAUCACAGAUAUCCAGGAGGCCCUCCUUAACCUAACAUCAAUUACUGACUUGUUGAGGCCUGUUGUUCCUUCCAUCGUCCCUCCCAUCGCUGUGGAGAUUUCAGGCUCGGGCUCAGGCUCAGCAGACUUCAGUUCAGGCUCUGCCUCUGGGGGUCACUCUGGAGACUUGUCUGGCUCUGGAUAUCUGUCUGGUUCUGGAGACCUGUCUGGUUCUGGAGACCUGUCUGGUUCUGGAGAUCAGGUAAUCUCUGGAGAUCUGUCUGGCUCUGGAGAUCUGUCUGGCUCUGGAGAUCAGAUCACCUCUGGAAAUAAAUCUGGCUCUGGAGACCUGUCUGGUUCUGGAGACCUGUCUGGUUCUGGAGAUCUGUCUGGUUCUGGAGAUCGGGUAAUCUCUGGAGAUGUAUCUGGUUCUGGAGACCUGUCUGGUUCUGGAGAUCUGUCUGGUUCUGGAGAUCGGGUAAUCUCUGGAGAUUUAUCUGGUUCUGGAGAUCUGUCUGGUUCUGGAGAUCGGGUAAUCUCUGGAGACUUGUCUGGUUCUGGAGACCUGGCCGGCAGUGCGAGUGCUGAGCUGCCCAGUGGAGCUUCAGGUUUCAGCAGUACAGAUGCUUCUGGAUCAGCUCUCAGUGGAGAAGGAUCCGGCUUCACUGUUGUUUUUUCAGGCAUUGACAGCGUUGUCUCUGGAGAGGGAUCAGUUUCAGGGGAACUCCAAGAAGCCGGAGAGGGAAGCACAGGGAUUCUUAUCUUCCCUGAAGCAGGCUCUGGAGUACUCAGUGGUAGCGGGGACCUGUCUGGAUCUGGUUUCAGCUCUACGGAGAGUGGCUCUGGGGAAAGUGGACAGUUUUCUGGCAUCUCGUCCGGUUUCAUCACCAGCCAGGACUUUUCUGGGUUCAGUGGUUUUCCAUCAGGAUUCCCCUCUGGAAGCGCCAGUGGACAGUCAGGAAGUGGAGACGCUAAGAUCUUACUGAUAGAUGGUGAACUGAUUGAUGCGUCCACCCAUAUUACCCACAAGGAGUUUGAGCUUGGUGGAGGCCAAGUGGCGUUCAGUGGCUCUGGAGACAUUUCAGGAUCUGGGAUUCUCAGUGGUGAUCUCAGUGGCUCGGCGUCUGGAAGUGGCUCUGGGUUCUUCUCAGGCGUGACCUUUGUGGGGUCAGGGUUCACUGAACUUACUGUAUCAUCCUCUGGAGAGCAGGAGGCCUCAGGGUUUUUACUCUACAGCUCUGGACAGGGAAGUGGAGGACAUUUGUCUGGAUUUGGAAGCUCGAGUUUCAUCUCUGGGUCUGGUUCGGGAAUGUCUGGAUCAGGAAUCUCUGGUUUUGAGUCCUCAACGAGUGGAGAAGAAGGCAGUGUUACAUUCUUGACUGGGGAUUUUAUGACAGAGGUUUCCAGGGACUCUAAACUGUCUAUGGAGCUCGGACAGGGGUCAGUGGAGUACAGCGGAGAAGGAAGCAGUAGUGGUGGCUUCUACUCUGGCAGCGGAGACAACCGCUUGUUCACAGCCAGUGGCACUUCCUCAGGAGCUCCCUCUGGAGAUCUGCCACUCUCCAUGGUGGUGUUGCCCUCUCCACCCAGUGAAUGGGCACUGACAGAGAGCACCAAAGGACCAGUUGAGGCCCUUAGUGAGGCUGAACUGUCACAGACCCCUGGUAACAACCAUGGAACUCUUGGCCCUGUGCUUGCCCCCUCUGGACUGGCUGCUCCUCCCACUGCAGCUACAGCAGUCUCUGGGUGGGCACCAGGCAAUAUUGAAGAAAUUGAUUCAGUGGAGGGUGGUUUUAACCCAUGUGAACCCAACCCCUGUGGCACUGCUUCAUGCACAGCAGAGGAUGGGGUUGCUCUCUGCCACGAGGUAGAUGUGUGCCAUUCCAACCCUUGCGCCAAUGGAGCCACCUGUGUGGAGAGUGCAGACUCUUACAAAUGCUUAUGCCUGCCCAGCUACGGAGGGGAACGCUGUGAGAUCGAUGAGCAGCAGUGUGAAGACAGUUGGACUAAGUUUCAGGGGAACUGCUACCUGCACUUCUCUGACAGAGAGAUGUGGCUGGACGCAGAGCAGCGCUGCCGGGACCUGAACGCCCAUCUGGUCAGCAUCAUCACCCCAGAGGAGCAACACUUUGUCAACUCAAACGCACAGGACUACCAGUGGAUUGGGCUGAAUGACAAGACAGUAGAGAAUGACUUCCGCUGGACAGAUGGCACUCCACUGCAAUACGAGAACUGGAGGCCGAACCAGCCCGAUAAUUACUUAAACUCUGGAGAAGACUGCGUGGUGAUGAUCUGGCAUGAGAAUGGCCAGUGGAACGACGUGCCCUGCAACUACCACCUGCCGUUUACCUGCAAGAAAGGCCCAGUGUCCUGUGGUGCCCCGCCGGUGGUGGAGAAUACCCACAUGUUUGGGAACAGGAGGGAGGAAUACCCCGUCAACUCUAUCAUCAGGUAUCAGUGCAACCCAGGGUUUACACAGCGCCACCCUCCUGUGGUUCGCUGUAAAGCAGACGGACAGUGGGAGAAACCCCAGGUGGAGUGCACUGACGUGAAAGCCAGGAGGAGAAUACAGCGGAGGAGCAUCAGGAGUGCAGCAGCUAGCAGCAAGCUUCACUAAAAAGGAAAAAGAGGAAUUUAUUGUUUUAAAAGAACAUUUGUGGCACACGUAAAAAUCCAUUUUCCAUUUUAGUGAAGAUGAUUAGAAGGGUUACACAUGAGCGGUGCUACAACAUGGUAAUGUGAUUUCUGUCUGUUCCAUCCCCUGCCCCUCGUAAUAUAUUUUAAUUAUAUAUAAUAAUUGUAUUGCUCUGAGUUUAUUUUCGUGUGUAUUGUAAUAUAAUUUUGUUUGGUGAAAUCAUUGCUUGGAUAUUGUUUUACAUUUUUAGAAGCUAGCCUCUGUCGGGUUCACUGUAGUCUGCUGGAGAUCUGUUGGUAGAUGUUGUUGGUUUGUGGUAUAAGAUACCAAUAAGUCAUAUGUUUGUGUCACACAGCAGGGGAGAGAUGCUCCUUUGGCAAAGUUAAAGGGAUAUUCUAGUGUUUUUAAAGUUCACAUCAAUCACAUAAGUUCCCCUAUGGUUUCUGUCCUUCCUGCUGGUUUCUGCACUCAGUCAGACUAGUUGAAGGUUUCAAGAGCCCUUCAUGAAAAACAACUUCCCCAGAGACAAUCCAUUACAGGAAACCCGGUCAGAACUUUAAAUUUUAAAAUUGCUUGGAGGUAGAUGGUGUCAAGAAGUGUAAACACAUUAGAGAUAUGUUUAAUUUAAGAUACAAACACUCAAAGAUAAAUAUUCCAUUAUUAAUUAUUACGUUUAUCCAGAGAGAUCAGCACUCUAUUCGAAAAUACAUUUUGGCUGUCUGUGAAAGGCUGCAUUUAUUUUGAUAGAUAUCUGAUAGAAAUGAUCUUUGUGUUUCGAGGGCACCAAGCCUGACUGACCACGGUUGCCAAUACGACUGUACCGUAUGUGAAUGCCCAUGAAACACACUCUAACUUCUGCCUACAGGCCACAGAAGAUGGAAAACACAAAUCAAAAGAAAAGGAAAGUAUAUUUUAGUGAUAGAGAAACCUUACAGAGCUUUACGUAGAGGAUGUAAAUGUUCUCACAGCUAAACACCAACACAAACAAACAAAAACUAUCCACAUAGAAAUCGAUCAACGCAAUCAAUAUUAAAGGCGAGCUGUUGAAGAGGUCAGGAAGAAAGAGAAAUAAGAUUCAUUGGAUCUCAAAAGGAAUAGUUCAACAUUUUAAACAUUUUAGUAUAAAUGUAUACAUUUUAGGAUGUUAUUAGGAUUGUUGGAUUAUUUCACACCUCUAAAGUGGUUUUAUUGGACAUGAUCUCUCUAUGUCAGAAAGAUCUCCCUAUAUUGUAUUGUCAGAGUGGAAAGCAAACAAACCCAACAAACUGUAUAGUCUGCUAUAGUAUCUUGUAUUAUUUCUUGGUUUGAAGCAGAGACUUUAGGUCAAUGUGAAUACACAACCUUUUAUUUAUUGAUUUCACACAGUGACAGAGCCUCUGCUGGACUGAGCCAGAGAUUGUUAUGGAUUCAGUACUUUUAUGAGACUACAGCAGCAUCACCAACACGCAGCCAGGGUGAAUAAAGUUCUGCGAGCUCCAUUUGUCAUAUUUAAUCCGUAAAGGAUGAAGGGAAACUGCCUGUUACCCCGCAGUCUGUCAUGUUGGCUGGUUUGACUCUUUUGUUUUCUGUGUGUUUUAGUUGUCAUCAUCUUCCACGAGGCUGUGCAGUGCAUAGUGUUUCUGUGGAGCAAGUGUCAGUAUAAUGAACCUGUUAACUAGUUCAUGUUUAUAACCUCAGAGGAAAUAACGUCACUGUAAACACUACAGUGUGAAAUUACUGUUUUUAUCUUUGACUGCUUUCAUUUCAUGUGCACUUGUUUUGUGUCAUUGUUGCUGUAUUUGGAGGCUGUGCCUCCUCCAGACAUACUGUCACCUGCUGCAUGAUAAACCAAAGACUGAGAAUAGCCCCAUUUUAUUUACAAUAUGUCUGUUAACAUUCCCUCUGUUUCUUAUUGUCAACAAAUCACAUAUCAGACCAAAACCAACAGUGAAUCCAUCUUACUUAAAGUAUUGUGUGUGUAUCUUCUUCCUCUGUGCCAUAGAGCUCCAUUUUUGUCAAAAACAAAAGAAACACAUCAGUGAUCCACACUGUUGGACUGGGAGAGAUGUUUCUUCAUUACCAUGAACGCACCAUGGAUGUCCUAUAAAAGCUUUUUUCAUUGUGGUUCAUGUAGCACACACAUGUUCCACCGUCCUGCUGCCAUCACCAGAGCAGCAAAGCACAAAAUAGACCCCAACAAAUGUACUGUUUCCUUUUUAGUAAGGUUUGCUAAAAACUCCACUCACCAGCUGCUAAAAAUAAAAAUAUGUUCUUAUAGUUCAGAGCCACAGACAGUGUAAGGAAGUCAAAAACUAUAUGUAAACACUUUGUUGGUUUGGGUCUUUUCAGUGGAAUUUGUUGCUGACAAUAAGAAAUAAAUAUCAUGUACAUGUUGUCAGUUCAAAUUAAAACAUCACGUACAUUUGAGGACAAAGCACUGGUUCUUUGCAUGCGGCAGAUUAAUGUAAGGAACUGAUGUAAAACAGAUAAAUGAAACAUAAUUAAAGAUGUCGAACAAUGUCUUUUGAGUUUUAAAGUUUUUAUGAAACCAGAGUGUCCCAUGUCUGAAUAUCUGUACUCACAUCAAUCAAUGCCAAAUAAAAACACUUUGGUUGUUA